AUGCGUUUUACACAAAAUCUCUCUAGGGGCCAUUUUGAUGUCUACCUGCCUAAUGAGUUAGAAAUAUUGAUCCCUCAGAGAGACUCCACAUUACAGCAAUCACCUUUCUCUUUAUCCCUGAAGAAGGGUAGAAAACGCCGUGCCAGAUACACUGGCAAUAUAAGAAAAAAACAACUUCAAAACGCGGCAAAGACAUAUGCACUUCGUAAUCCUUUAAUGAACAGAUCUGCAGUUGCCAGGUACCAGCUAGAUAAUCCUGAGGUAGGCAGAGCUGCUAGGUCUCGAUAUGAGCAUACUAAUCCUCGCCAGAAAGUUGAAAGACUGAUACUUCCAUGGAAAAUAAUGGUCAACUCAGGAAUGACGUACAAUCCUGACCUGGCUUAUGAGGCAGAAAAAACUAUAGCUCUUGGUUCUAUGAACCACAAGUUCAAAUACUGCAAUGCUCUAAAAUGGAAAGAAGAAACCCCCGGGAUGUGCUGCAAUAAUGGCAAAGUGCAGCUUAUGGACAGACACCCCUAUCAUAAUCAUUUUAUGGACCUUAUACCUUAUAUAAAAUUGAAACUGAAAGGUUGA
Molecule: messenger RNA, 573 nt
Organism: Macrosiphum euphorbiae (potato aphid)
Lineage: Eukaryota; Metazoa; Arthropoda; Insecta; Hemiptera; Aphididae
Source: the annotation of a GenBank genome assembly